CAGGAUUCAGGAGGAUAGUAUUUCAGUGGGGGAUUUCUUCAAUCGGAAAAACGCCGAUUUCCAAUCCUCUGUUUCAGUGGGGGGUUCAGGGUUUUAGCCUUUUAGGCUCGUCGUCGUCAAUUUUUUCUCUCUGGUUCGUUUUUGCCAGUUCCUUUUUGCAAUGGGCGACGGUGAGGGGGAAAGGAAGGAGAUUGAGAUGGCUGCAGAGAGGGCUGAAACGAGAGGAGCCCAGAACUGGGAGGAAGAAUGGGAGGAGAAUUCGGAAGAAACAGGGGAGCAGGAAUUCAAGAGGAUUCCGCCGUGGACGAAGCAAUUCACGGUGAGAGGGAUAGUGGCGAGCGUGGCGAUCGGGUUUAUAUAUGUGGUGAUCGUGAUGAAGCUGAUUCUCACAACUGGGAUUGUCCCGACGUUGAACGUUUCCGCCGCGCUGCUGGCCUACGUGUUCGUCACCACUUGGACCAAGCUUCUGAAGAAGGCCGGAUUCGUCACCACUCCCUUCACCAGGCAGGAGAAUACCUUGAUUCAGACCUGCGCCGUCGCUUGUUACAGCAUGGAUUUUGGAGGUGGGUUUGGGUCGUACCUUCUGGGUUUGAACAGGAAGACGUACGAGCUAUCUGGGGUUGAUUCGGCGGGGAACAAUCCGCGGAGCGUAAAGGAACCGGGUAUUGGAUGGAUGAUUGGUUUCCUCUUUGUGAGCAGCUUUGCUGGGCUGCUUGCCCUGGUUCCUCUCAGGAAGAUUAUGAUAAUAGACUACAAAUUGAGCUAUCCAAGUGGAACAGCUACUGGUGUACUCAUCAAUGGAUUCCACACCCGAAAGGGGCACAAGAUGGCCAGGCAAGUAAAUCGUUACUCUUGCUUUUGGGUUCGGAAACAAGUCCAAGCCUUCACCAAGUACUUUUCUAUAAGCUUCAUAUGGGCCUUCUUCCAGUGGUUCUUCUCCGGUGGACCGAAAGAUCAGAGCAAGAACUGUGGUUUUGUGCAGUUCCCAACAUUUGGAUUGGCUGCUUGGAAAAACUCAUUCUACUUCGAUUUCAGCACGACUUAUGUCGGAGCUGGAAUGAUAUGCUCCCAUCUCGUCAAUUUCUCGUUGCUGUUUGGCGCGGUGCUCUCCUACGGGGUAAUGUGGCCGUUGAUCGAUGGACUUAAGGGAAACUGGUUUCCUUCUACACUGCCUGAAAGCAGUAUGAAGAGUCUCAAUGGCUACAAGGUUUUCAUUUCAUUCGCUUUAAUCCUCGGGGAUGGGCUCUACAAUCUUCUCAAGAUACUCUGCUGCACAGUUGCCAACCUUCAUACUGGUGCAAGGGAGAGAAGAAACCUGAAAAUUGAUUCAAACGACCGGAAUCAGCCUCCAUCCGAAAACCUUCGAAGAAACGAAGUGUUCAUGAGGGAGACGAUCCCGAUUUGGAUAGCCUGUGUGGGUUACCUCGCCUUCUCCGCCAUCUCAAUCGUCAUCAUCCCCCUCAUGUUCCCUCAACUGAAAUGGUACUACGUGGUAAUUUCCUACAUUCUCGCCCCGGCUCUCAGCUUCUGCAACGCAUAUGGCGCUGGGCUAACCGACAUGAACAUGGCCUACAACUAUGGCAAAGUGGCGCUCUUCGUCCUUGCAGCCUUAUCCGGGGAAGAAAAUGGCGUCGUUGCAGGGCUCGUGGGGUGUGGACUGAUCAAGUCGAUCGUGUCAAUCUCUUCUGAUCUGAUGCACGACUUAAAGACCGGCCACCUCACUCUGACUUCCCCACGAUCCAUGCUUGUCAGCCAAGCCAUUGGUACCGCCAUAGGUUGCGUGGUAGCUCCACUCACGUUCUUCCUCUUCUACAAGGCGUUCGACGUCGGGAACCCCCAAAGCGAGUACAAGGCUCCCUACGCUCUCAUCUACAGGAACAUGGCGAUCCUCGGAGUGGAAGGCUUCUCCGCCCUGCCUCAGCACUGCCUGCAGCUCUGCUACGGGUUCUUCGCGUUCGCUAUAGCAGCCAACCUGUCGAGAGACUUGCUGCCGAAGAAAGUAGGGAAAUGGAUCCCGCUCCCCAUGGCAAUGGCUGUGCCUUUCCUCGUAGGAGCGUACUUCGCGGUUGACAUGUGUGUGGGGAGCUUGGUCGUUUUCGUCUGGCAUAAAUUGAACAGCAGUAAGGCCCGCUUGAUGGUUCCUGCAGUUGCUUCCGGGUUGAUUUGUGGAGAUGGGUUGUGGAUUCUGCCCUCGUCGAUCCUUGCUCUGGCGAAAGUGAAGCCUCCCAUUUGCAUGAGCUUCUUCAAAAGCUCGUAGAUUGUAAAGAUUUUAGGAUGGUAAUACUUUUUUCGGCUUCUUUUAACACGGGUAGAACAGAGAUUCAGAAGAAUUCUAGGUCAAGUAGCUUCAUUGCUUGGUAAUGCCUGUACAAUGUUCUUAUUCUUUAACAUUUUUCCAUUGCAAAUAUGAUAGGAGGAAAUCAAGAAAGUAUCUAAGCUGGUAAUCUCAAACAGAGUAACAAUGGUGGAAACGAAAAAGGUCUCUUAA
Messenger RNA from Linum tenue, 2488 nucleotides. Lineage: Eukaryota; Viridiplantae; Streptophyta; Magnoliopsida; Malpighiales; Linaceae. The record is from the annotation of a GenBank genome assembly.